AUGGCAGUUGAUGUGUGCACAGAAAUUACGAGCCCAAGAAUCUCGUUCUCCUACGACCUCAAGGAUAUGGACUUCGUCCCGGUGGAAAAUCACGGCCGUCGACCGGACUCCUUUCUACUAAAUCCCGCCGUCGAUUUCGACCUCUGCCGCGGUCUGCUCCCCCACGAAAUCUCCUCCGCCGACGAGCUCUUCGCGAAUGGCAAGAUCCUCCCUGUCCAGAUAAAAAGGCCCAACAUCACCCCGCCAGGCCCAAUACCGGCCCAAACAAAGCCCAAUCCCAACACCGCUCCCGAAAACGGUCAAAACGACGCCGCAUCGAAUAACGAGAACACGGAGAAAAAGCGACUCGUCGAGUUCCUAUCCAACGGCGACGAGGACGGCGAGAUCGAGAAGCCGCCGCCGUCGGCGGCGGCGGCGGAAAGGCCGUUCUGGCAGUUCCGGCGGAGCAGCAGCGCGGACUCCGAGAGCGGGCGGGUCGGCGGGCUGCUCCGGAUCCGGUCCCUGCACUUCCUGACCCGGAGCAAUUCGACCGGGUCGGUGCCCAACCCGAAUCCACCCGGGCUCUCCAGGGCGAUCGGGAAGCAGCAGUCGCAGAAAGAGGGAUCGGAAGAUCGCCGAUCGAGUUCGCCGGCGGCGACGGCGUCGCCUAAUCUGUGUCAUUAUUAUUACCCUUAUAACUAUGAUAACAAUAAAUGUAAUAUUAAUGGUGAUGGCAAUACGACGCAGUAUAGAAGGGGGUCGUUGAGAAAGAGUGGGAGCAGAUCGGGUGUGGAUAGUAAAAAUGCGGUUCGGUUCAACCCGGUUCUGAAUAUAGCACCGGCUUACAUUGGCAAAGACUACAGUGACAGGUUGGACUAAGGGGUUGACUGGUGUCGUUUUCGUUUUGAUUUUUUUGCCUUUUUUUUAAUAUUAAUUAAGCAGAGAAAUUAUAAUAAAUAUUUUGAUUUUCUUAGCAAGCAUGAUUAAUAGUAAUAGUAUGUAUGACUUAGAAUCAUAUUGUGAGAGGACUAACCAUUUGAUGAGUCGACUCAUCAUGCAAUUGUAACAAAAAUUUAUAAUUAUGUUAUGAAAUGUAAUACGUAUGUUUUUGUUAUUUUUUAAUAUGACAUUCAGUUUGAAAAUAUACAUAUACAUUGAAA
Messenger RNA from Striga asiatica, 1139 nucleotides. The record is from the annotation of a GenBank genome assembly. Lineage: Eukaryota; Viridiplantae; Streptophyta; Magnoliopsida; Lamiales; Orobanchaceae.